AUGAGUCUCAUGAAGGGCUGGGCAGCGGCCCGGGAGCUGAGGGCUGUGCUCGGCCGCCUGCCCGAGCUGAGGAAGCUGGUUCGCCGCAUCGGCCGCCGGGCGGCCGUGCGCGGGCCGAGGCGUUGGCUUCCUGCCGAGGCUGAGGAUCUCGGCUGCCCGCAAGGGGUGGCCCGCUCCGUGAGAGCACCCUCGGAGGCCUCCGGCAUCGCGCGCAGCGGCGCCAUCGAGCUGAUGCUGCCGGCCGAGGCCCACCUUCUGGUGCAGGGCCGCAAGAGGUCCACUCUGAGGGCGCUCCACCAUGCUCGGAGACUGGAGCAAUCUCUGCUCAGUUACAACCGGGCCUCCUGGGUGGAAGUCCCCACACGGGAGCUCCGAGCCGAGGAGGUUCGCCCCGCGGGAGAGAACGGGCCCUUGAUCCUCUGCCUGGACACCAGUGGGAGCAUGGCACGAAAAGGCGGCGCCCCGGAGACCGUGGCCAAGGCGCUGGUGUUCGAGUGCCUUCGCCAAGCGCAAGAGCAGCAGCGGCGCUGCUGCCUCUUCGCUUUUUCCACAGGAGCCGAGCUUCAGCAGCUGGAGCUGGAUCUGACUGCGGCCGGUCUGGGCCGACUUCUGGAGUUCCUCAGCUUCGCUUUCCACGGCGGCACCUCGCUCAACGAGGUCCUCCUCGCCAGUGUCGAGCGAUUGGGCAGCUCCCAGCAGUGGCAGAAUGCCGACCUUCUGCUGGUUACGGAUGGUGAGGUCCCGCGGCCCACCGAGGGCGUGUUGGGAGCGCUAGGCGAGGCGCGUGCGGAGUUCGGAGCUCGGGUGUACGGCGUGGUCGUGGGCAGCAAGACCGGGGAGGUGAUGCAGAGCUUAUGCUCCGUUCAUAAGGCGGUGGAGGGGAAGCUGCAUUUUGCGUUGAACUGGGGCCUUGUCCUCCACUUCUUUUGCGAUGGCUUCGUGGGCGGAGGCUGGACGGACCUCUGGCAUUCGGUCCUGGGUGGCUAUCUCAACCUGCCAAGCAAUAUCAUAAAGGGCUGUGCCAACUUGGCGAUUCUUCCAUUCACCUUUUCCGCAGUUCUUGGGAUGCUGUCCGACUCGAGACCAAUCUUCGGCUUCCGGCGCCGUCCUUACAUCGCAGGUGGCUGGUUCCUGUGCACUCUCAGCACCCUCUGUCUUGUCUACCGUGGUUUGCCUGCUCCAUACUACUGCUUCGAGAACGGCCAGUACCUCUACCAGAUGCCUCCUUGCAACCCCGAGGCAGCAGACCAUUUUGUUCCCUUGGUUCUCUGUCUCUUCUGCUCGUGUGUGGGAGCGGUGACGGCCGGUGCUGCAGCAAACGGACUACUCGUGGAGUAUGCAAAGCAGGAGGAAGUGGAGACAAGGGGCCGGACGCAGAUAGUGCUGCAAAUGGUGAAACUCAGCGGCCACCUCACCGCCGUGCUCCUAUCUGCCUUUGGCUUCAAUGGCAGAAUGUUUAACGGCAGCUUUGACCAGUCCAGGCAGCUCAACUUCCAGCAGCUGAUGGGCAUCUACCUUACGUGUGUGGCGGUGACAUCUGUCUGUUCCUUGUUCCUCGUGCGGGAAAACAAGGCCGUGAGAUCGUCCUUCAGGGUACAGAUGUCCUCGGUCUGGAACCUGACCCAGAGUAAGGCUUUCUUGUUCGUGGGGAUUUUCGUCUUCUUUCGGACGUCUCUCGGCCAUAUGAGCUCGACUGCCGAAGUGUGGGUGAUGAUGGAGUGGGCCAAAGUGAGGGGCAUUCAGAUUCAGAUGAGCAAUGCUCUUUCACUCUUGAUCUCCCUUGCGGCCAGUUACCUGAUGCGGAGAUACUUGCUAAACGUGAGCUGGAGGAAGAUAAUCUUCGUCACAAGCUCCGUCGCCACUGCCACGGACAGCCUCUGGGACCACUCAGACAGUUCUCCGAGUAUCCCUUCGCUGCUGACGGUCUUUGACAUCGUGCGGGAUCCCUACUUCUACCUCGGCGAGCCCAUCUCCCGUGCGGUUCCGACUGCAACGAAUCAGCUCAUCACGGUCUUGAUGGCGAACGAAUUGGCAGACGACGACAACGGUGCCAUGGUUGCUGGCAUGCUUCAGUCGGUCUAUUUCGUUGGGAUCCCUUUCGGCAUGGUUGUGUCGAACCAGCUGUUCUCCUCCUUCACGCCAGCUCUGACACUUCGAGAGAACUUCAUCGAAGAUGCGGUCUCCUUUCGGUGGACGGUGGCCUAUUCCUACCUCGUCGCCUACACCUUCAGCUUUGCAUCUCUCGCACUGCUCCCCCUGGCGCCGGCCCAGAAGAAGCAGGCGCAAGCAAGAAAGCAGGAGCCAGGGCUGCAUCUUCGGACUUCCAUGGCUGUAAGUUGUGAGCUAAUGUAG
Messenger RNA from Symbiodinium sp. CCMP2592, 2352 nucleotides. NCBI's taxonomy places the organism in Eukaryota, Dinophyceae, Suessiales, Symbiodiniaceae. The record is from the annotation of a GenBank genome assembly.